GGUACUUUGUAUGUUGGUAAAUUAUUUUUAUCCGCUGAACGAUUAUGAACGCGGAUGCGGAUGUAGAAAUCUGCGAGAACGUGAUCGGAUUCCGUCCCUUUGACUAGUUUAGAUGGUGAUUUAAAAUUUUUUUUUUUGGUGUCUUGUAUUAGAAGUGCGUUGAAUUGACAUUAGAUUCACAUUAACAGAAGCAGAACUUACAGCAGAAGCAAAACCUAUCUAAAUCCUCCAAUCAGACCACUCCACCAAAAUUUCUGCAGUAUACCAAAAUGCCAUCAUUCCAAUGGUCCAUCUCCAUUUCGAUGUUUCUAAUUUCCGCAACAAUCAGCGAUGCCCAAUCAACUACGAAAAAUAUCCCAAACACCGAUCAUCCUACCGACUUCGAGAAUCUAACCAAAACAUCCACGUGCUUCGUAGACAAAACACCUCUACUAGAGACACUGUUCAGCGAUUCUCCUCACGAUCACCGAAUCAUCUCGAUCACCACACCUCGAGGAUUCGGCCGAACCACCAAUCUAGACAUGAUCAGACGUUUCGCCAGUAUCGAAACCGAUUCUCAAGGAACUCGUCGAAAUAAAUUCAUCUCUUCGGCUUACCAUAUUUUCGGCCCUCAAGCCAAUCUCUCCAUUUCGCGAAACGAUCUUCUGAUCCAAGAUCAUCUCGGAAUGUAUCCCGUCAUAUAUCUAGAUUUGAGCAACGUGACAGCUCCUUCGAUCAGGGAAACUAUGCAGAAUCUGCACGAACGCAUCAAGCAGUCGUACCAACGCUGCGAAUGGCUGGAAAACAAGAAACUACGCAUGUCCCAGAACACUAUCGGUAUCCUGGAGCAUUCCAAGCACAAAAGCGAUUGGAAAUUCAUCAGCAAGAUGAUGAAGAACCUGGUGAACGUGGUCGAUAUACAAAACAGUAUUAGUAAACUGAUACAAAUGCUAGUCGAACAAUUCCAACACAAGGCUAUUCUUUUAAUAGACAAUUACGACGCUCCACUUAUGGACGCCGUUUACCAUCAAUCCAACAACAGCGUCGGCCGAUUUUACGAAUUUUUCAACGCUUUCUUCAGCAGCACGCUGGAUGACUCGGUUAACGAUACCGAACUCGUUAUUCUCACCGGAAGACAUCCUGUAUCGAUUAAAACCCAAACUGAAAUCGAUUUCUACUCGUUUCUCAGCGACCACGAUCUCAGCCAGUUUUUCGGAUUCAACGAAGCCCAAGUGCAACACUUACUGGAUCUGAAUCCGGGCUCGGUCUCGAUCCAAGAGCUGAGGAAUAACUUCGGAGGAUACUUGAUUAAUGGGUCGUCGACUCCUUUAUAUAAUCCAAGCUCAGUUUACGAGUAUUUUCACUCGAUUCGGGCACAGAACCAGACAGAGAUAUCGUCCACUCCGUUGUACGAUCCUCAAAUACAUAAAUUGGUGAAAAGAUUCAUGUCGAAUGUGACCUGGCAACAGGAUAAGGGUAUAGAAGGAUACUGGGGCGAUCGAUCUUUCGAAAUAAUUCCUCGUUUCGAUGUCGAUCAAUUGGAAAGAAUCGCCAGUGUGAUCAAUGGGUCUGAGAGUAUCACCGGCAGCGACUUGGAUAUGUAUUUUAGUAUCUUGUUCGUCAAUGGGUACUUUACCCAUCCGAAUGAUACGGCUCCGGAUGUAAUCGCGUUUCCUAAUCUGCAAAUGAUGACCACCUUCCAGCAGUAUUUGAACUGAAGAUUGUAGAGGCCAAGAACAAGGUACAAAUGAGAUGAUGCAGGGAAGCAGAGGCAAUUUUAAUGGAUUAGCAUUGUGAUAUUGGACAUGGUGGAAAAUUGAGUGCUUUGAGCAGAUCCAUGUUCAACAGUCAAGAUGGUAUGAUCUUUAGUGAAAGUGAAAUCAUACAAUUUUAAUAAGAUGUUGAAGAAAUCUGCAGUAUAUUUGCAAAUGGAAGACGCUGAACUGUACAAUCGAAGCACCUAUAGUAGUGAUUAAAUCUUAAAGGAGGUAUCAAUUUAGUCUUGAAGACGUGCUUGGGGAUUUUUGAGCAACUUGACAACCCCAAGGGGAAUGAAUUUCUCAUGCAAACCAAAGUGAUGUGAUAAUUUUUUUUUAUUUGUGACCAAUCAAUAUCUGUAAUUAAAUCAUUCGUUACUGUUGAUAA
Planococcus citri (citrus mealybug) is the source of this 2124-nucleotide messenger RNA. RefSeq lists its product as uncharacterized. Lineage: Eukaryota; Metazoa; Arthropoda; Insecta; Hemiptera; Pseudococcidae. Bases 270 to 1697 code for a protein of 475 amino acids. The record is from RefSeq and is a predicted model, not a curated record. The transcript is spliced from 2 exons.